AAGAAAAAUCCCAAUAUACAAACCCACUCCACAGCAAGUUACUCUGUACUUGGAAGAGCGGGUUGCUAAACCUCUCCGUAAUGACCUCUGAUAAUGGAAGUGAAGACAUCUAACCCAAGAGUGUACAUCAGUCUUCCAAAGAAAUAUGUUGCUGCUUUUGCUGAAAAUUAUGAACUGGACCAUUGGUUGGUUAUAAAAGAGCUGAACCCCUAUGUAACUGAAAGAUAUGUACGAGCUUACUUUCGAGAAUGGGGCACUGUCACAGCAUGUAAGAUUAAGAUGCGCCCCAACUUGGAGGGAAAGAAGGCACUGGCGUAUGUGAGGUUUUCUACAGCGGAUGAAGCGGACAGAGCAGAAUGGGCUGGUCCUCAUUACAUUGGAGGCGAUGUGGAAGUAAAACAAGUUGUUAGUCCAAAGAUGGAGGAUUCAGAUGAGGAGGUCACCGCAGGCGUUGCUACAACUCAACCACGCCGUUCAAUGGGCUUGGGCUACAUCCUGGAAGAUGCUCAGUGGUUAUGAUGAGUUGGACAGUUAAAGAAAUACCGUGCAACUUUAUCUUUAAGUUUAAAAUCAUAUAUGUAUGUUUGAAUUCAUUUAGAGAUUGUAAACUAACGUGGCUCAGAAAAAUCAACGUGGCUGCAGUGAAAUAUUCUGUAAACACAAAGACAAAAAACACUGAUAUAAAUAAAGCAGCAAAUCCUCAGCAAGGCCUAAGUAAGAACACCUGUCCUACACCUAUGGAUAUUUGUUUAUCUGUUUAGCUGAGUUGAUGUGAUAUAUAUUUUAUUUUGCUGAUUCUAUGUUGUGUCUUAUGAUUGUCUACCUUGGGUGGAUAAUAACAUUGUAUUCUAUGUGUUUAAUGUUUGUCUAGAACAUAGUGGUGUUAAAAUAUAGAUUAUGUUAACUCCCUUUGUGCAGCCACUGUUGAUGAAUGCAAUAUGAUUAUCAAUUUAUAAAUGAUAUGACACUGCUAUACCCAUCUAUAAUUGCCUAAAGAGAUGUAGCUAUAUCACAUAAUCUAACAAAUCCUAAAAAAUAAAAAUAACAUUAAAAAAUAAAAAUGAAUAAAACAUUG
Messenger RNA from Perca fluviatilis (European perch), 1075 nucleotides. Its product is annotated as heterogeneous nuclear ribonucleoprotein A1. The record is from RefSeq and is a predicted model, not a curated record. Lineage: Eukaryota; Metazoa; Chordata; Actinopteri; Perciformes; Percidae. Gene Ontology annotation, molecular function: RNA binding. The coding region runs from base 94 to 519 and encodes 141 amino acids. The transcript has 5 exons.